Messenger RNA from Oncorhynchus keta (chum salmon), 1531 nucleotides. Its product is annotated as tetratricopeptide repeat protein 4-like. Gene Ontology annotation, molecular function: protein binding. The record is from RefSeq and is a predicted model, not a curated record. NCBI's taxonomy places the organism in Eukaryota, Metazoa, Chordata, Actinopteri, Salmoniformes, Salmonidae.
AAUUGAGUCGUAUUUCUGUUCCCUCUACGGAAGCAUUUUGAUGUGGCACCGCAACAUUCACGUGUAAACAACUUGUAUGAUUUUUGUAAUGCAAAUGUUCAUACGUGUCGCUUCAGUAGUCAUACUAAAACUGUAAUUCAACAACUAGUUUAAUCUUCAAACAUAUCCACCUUAUUUGUAGCGAAUAUGGCUUCACUAGUACAACAGGGCGACGACGGCAUGGAUGACUUUAUGGAGAAAUUAAAAAAAGAGAAAUAUAGCAAUGCCUUUUCUGAAAAGAACUGGGAAGAGGAGUUUGAUAAGGUGCCCAUGUUCAUGAAGACAGCCCCUGAGGAGAUCGACCCCAUGAAACACCCGGAGCUGGCUGCUAUUCAUUCCAUUAUACACGAUGAUGACAGACCACUAGAAGAGCAAGCCGGGAGCUUGAAAGAUGAGGGGAACGACUGCUACAAGGAGAAGAACUACAAGAAGGCUAUCGUGUCCUAUACGGCUGGGCUGAAGAAGAGCUGCAGUGACUAUAAUGUUAAUCGGGCGGCGGCACACUUCCACCUGGGUAACAUGCGUUCUGCACUGAAUGGUGCUGUCGCUGCAAAGAAGUUUAAACCAGACCACCUCAAAGCAUUAAUCAGAGGUGCCACAUGUUGCACGGAGCUUAAAAAAUAAGACGCCCUGCAGUGGUGUGAAGAACUCAAGCCGCAGCCGACAGACAAGAAGCUGCUGGAGCUGAGAGCUACAGCAGACAUACAUAAGAGAGCGGUAGGGAGAGAUGCAAGGAAGGCAAAGGUCAAAGAGAAGAAGGAGCACAGUGAGAGAGAGGCCCUACUGGCUGCCAUCAAGGAGCGUGGCAUCCAGUUACUAAUGCCUCAUCAGCGUCCCAGGCGCAGGUCUGACAGUGAGGAUGAUGGAGGCUCCUGUAGAGCCAUGGCAGGGCUGGACCUGGAUGGUCUGUGUUCUACGGAGGCCACAGGUGUGAAGGUGUUCCUGGAUGAACCGGGAAUCAUGCACUGGCCAGUUCUCUUCCUGUACCCCGAAUACCAACAAACAGACUUCAUCUCAGCCCUCAGCGAGUCCUCCAGCUGUUCUUUGAAGACCAUGAGAAAGAGUCAUUACAUCAAGUCAACCCCGAGAAGCCUCUCAUUACAAUUCUUCAGCAUAAAAGGUGUUUUACGAAGGCAGGAACUCCCAGCUUCGUCAUUCUGGUAAAGGGGUCACCGUUCUGCGAGAAGUUCAUAUCAAGAAAGGAAAACACAGCUUUUAACACAUUCUCUUCAUCAGUCAACCUAGACCUGUCAAUCAAAAAGAACAACGAACUCUCUCUUUCACCAGUGAACACACAAAUUGAGUUAAAUUACAUAGAAGAAGAGACAGUGUUGCAAGCAGCAUCCCCACGCUCAGGGAUUGAGAAUGUUGCGGUGCUCACGAGCUGUGCAUACUCCACCUAGAGAUCAAAUAGUAUUUUAGAGUGGGCGUAACCUGUCAUACAAUCUGUUGUAAUAUUGUCACUAUAACUAAAAGGCCUUAAUGGAAUGUA